AUGGUCCGCUCCAGGGGAGGCUGCUCCAAUUGCAAGCGGCGGAAGCGGAAAUGCGACGAGACGCGUCCAGACUGCCGGGCGUGUCAGCGUCGUGGAAUUCAGUGCGAGGGCUACAACACUCCGCUCAAGUGGACCAACGGAAUAGCCUCACGCGGCCGCUUUGCUGGAGCGGCUAUCCCUGACAUUUCUGCUUCCAGCACGGCCUCCGACCAGGCAAGGUUCACAACGGGCAUGCCAAGCGCUACAGGCCCACCACCGCCCACUACCUCCUCUUCCGAAUCCCCCCAAGCCGAAGUCAUGAUGCGGAUCGGCUCCGAUCAAAAAUCCGGAUCCAGCUCGGCCUUGACGGAGUCACCAGGCGCAAGUAAUGACCCAAAACGGCAGCUUUUCAAAAAAUUUCUCUAUUCAGGACUACAUCGCUUGUACACCACAGAGAGCCACAUCUGGCUCCAGUCGCACUUCUCAGCAAUGGCCGACAAGAGCCAAGCUUUCUUUGUCGUCUGCACUGCCAUCCAAGCAUACCUGGACGACGGCUUUUCUGUGACAGCGAUGGAACAUGUUGACCAUGCCCUUCAAAUUUUCCGAGCGGAGUUGGAAGAGAGACACAAUUCACUGGAUGCCUCUACUCUGUCUGCCGGCAUACUUGUUUGCACACUGUGUUUAUUGCAGGCUCGUCCCUGGACCAUGUAUCUUCAGCUCAUGGCUGGUUUAUAUCGUCUUGAUACGACGUUGGAUACCUUGGUGCCGUCUGCCGACCAUGACUUCGCGACACGUCACUCCAUCGAAGUCUUAUCCGUCAUGGACUUGCAGACCUCUGUGAUAGGGAGAUCACACACUAGUAUGGGUGUGUGGCGUCAAUUGCGCAAGCUGCAAGACAGCUGGGAAGGAGGAAGGCUAGGCGGUAUCGAGGUUGUAACAGGACUGCCGAGGUCAUUUCUAGAUAUCCUAGCUGAUAUCAUGGACAGUGAAAGGCUAGAGAUUGAGGCCCGGCUCUGGGCUUGGCCGGGCGAGAUGGGCUUGCAUUUACAAUGCAUUCUCUGGGACUGCUGGAGGUAUACGGCAGUCUUGGAUGCAAGAAGAUUGGAAAGGCUGAAACGCAAAAAGGAGGCCAAAGAGGCACCCCACGCGGAUUGCUCCGAUGGUUGUGCGGAAGGUGUCCCUCUAUCACCCCCGACAGAGCUUGUCAUGUGCCGCCUGAUGGCAUCUAUAUACUCCCUGUUCCGAGCAAUCGAAAUACCGGCAAACCAUCGCCUCCUCGUUCACAAUGGGCUUAUUUAUCCGAUGGUCAUAGCCAGCCUGGAAGUUCCGUUACUAGCUGCGCACCCCGAUUGGAAGCAGCUGAUUAGCGACUUGCGACUUUCAUUCCUCAACAAGGAUUCGUUCCAUAAUAUGAAGAUGAUUGACGAGGUUCUCGACGAGAGUUGGAAGGAGGGUACAGACACUUUUGAUAUUGACGAGGCCGCGCGAUGUAGAGGGGUUGAGCUUGCAGUCUUCUGA
Molecule: messenger RNA, 1497 nt
Organism: Colletotrichum truncatum
Lineage: Eukaryota; Fungi; Ascomycota; Sordariomycetes; Glomerellales; Glomerellaceae
Product: C6 finger domain-containing protein
Biological process (GO): positive regulation of transcription by RNA polymerase II
Cellular component (GO): nucleus
Molecular function (GO): transcription cis-regulatory region binding; zinc ion binding; DNA-binding transcription factor activity, RNA polymerase II-specific
Source: RefSeq, a predicted model, not a curated record